Ooceraea biroi (clonal raider ant) is the source of this 3049-nucleotide messenger RNA. It is a transcript of the gene Gp93, whose product is annotated as heat shock protein 90 Gp93. Lineage: Eukaryota; Metazoa; Arthropoda; Insecta; Hymenoptera; Formicidae. Gene Ontology annotation, biological process: protein folding. The record is from RefSeq and is a predicted model, not a curated record. Gene Ontology annotation, molecular function: ATP-dependent protein folding chaperone; ATP hydrolysis activity; ATP binding.
CGCGUAUAUCGCGUCGUUCUCGCGGCAGUUCCGUGACAGUUAGUGAGAAAACAGCGGGACGUUAUUGUGUCGGAGUAGCUCGCCAGUUUUCCAGUGGAUUGAACUUUUUGUUAAAUCGCUCCGGUUCUUCGUACUGCGGCGACGAUGAAAAAACUUGUAAUACUUAUCGCAGGUUUAUUCCUGUUGGCAGGGGUCGUCCGGGCCGAUGAUGACGUCGACGAGGAUGUCGGCACCGUGGAAAACGAUCUCGGUGCCAGUCGCGAAGCAUCGCGAACAGAUCAUGAAGCAGUACAAAGGGAAGAGGAAGCAAUAAAAAUAGAUGGCCUGAACACUGCUCAAGUGAAGGAGCUAAGAGAAAAGGCCGAGAAAUUCGCAUUCCAGACUGAGGUCAAUCGUAUGAUGAAACUCAUUAUCAAUUCUCUCUAUCGUAACAAGGAGAUUUAUCUCAGGGAAUUGAUCUCGAAUGCAUCGGACGCUCUCGACAAAAUCAGGCUGUUGUCUCUCACAGACAAGAGCGUCUUGGACACUAACAGCGAACUGGCUAUCAGAAUAAAGGCCGAUAAGGACAACAAGGUGUUACAUAUAACGGAUUCGGGUAUUGGUAUGACAAAGCAAGACCUGGUGAGCAAUCUUGGAACCAUCGCAAAGUCCGGUACGGCAGAAUUCUUAGGAAAAAUGCAAGACGUCACAAACGCACAAGACAUGAACGACAUGAUCGGUCAGUUCGGCGUAGGCUUCUAUUCCGCGUACUUGGUCGCGAAUGUUGUUGUUGUUACCACCAAGCACAACGAUGACAAACAGUAUAUUUGGGAAUCCGACAGUUCCAACUACAGUAUCGUUGAAGAUCCACGAGGAGACACUCUGAAGAGGGGAACAACCAUAAGCUUGCACUUGAAGGAUGAAGCAGUGGAUUUCUUGGAACCGGACACGAUAAAGACCUUGGUGAAGAAGUACUCUCAAUUCAUCAACUUCCCCAUAUACUUGUGGAACAGCAAAGUUGUGCAGGUCGAUGCAGAAGACAUAGACGAUGAGAAACCUGUGAAGGAAGAAGAAGAUAGCGACAAGACGGAGGAAGAGGACGACGCGAAGGUAGAAGAGGACACGGACGAAGAGAAGAAGCCCAAGAAGAUAGACAAGACCGUGUGGGACUGGGAGUUGUUAAACGACUCGAAGCCGAUCUGGACGCUGAAGCCGAGCGAAGUCGACGAGAAGGAGUACACCGAGUUCUACAAGACGCUUACCAAGGACAAUCAGGAGCCCUUAGCGAAGAUACAUUUCAUCGCGGAGGGCGAGGUGACGUUCAAAUCCGUUCUGUUCAUCCCACCGGUACAGCCGGGUGACAGCUUCAAUCGUUACGGCACCAAGUCCGACAAUAUCAAGCUGUACGUAAGGCGAGUCUUCAUCACUGACAAAUUCACCGACAUGAUGCCGAAUUACCUGUCGUUCAUUCGCGGUAUCGUGGACAGCGACGACUUGCCGCUCAACGUUUCGCGUGAGAACCUUCAGCAGCACAAGUUAAUCAAGGUCAUCAAGAAGAAACUCGUCAGGAAGGUGUUGGACAUGAUCAAGAAGAUCUCCAAGGACGACUACCAGAACUUCUGGAAGGAGUACAGCACGAACAUCAAGCUGGGUAUAAUCGAGGACGCGCAGAACCGCGCGAGGUUGUCGAAGCUGUUGCAGUUCCAGUCGUCUACGCAGAAGGAGCUCACCUACCUGUCCGACUACGUCUCCCGCAUGAAGCCUAAGCAACAGUACAUCUACUACAUCGCUGGUUCGUCGGAGGACGAGGUGAAGAAGUCGCCGUUCGUCGAGAGGCUAGACAAGAAGGGUUACGAGGUGCUGUAUCUGACCGAGGCGGUGGACGAAUAUGCACUCUCAGCACUGCCGGAAUUUGAGGGCAAGAAGUUCCAGAACGUGGCGAAGGAGGGCUUCACGCUGGACGAGGGCGAGCAGGCGAAGGAGCGAUUGGAACAGCUGAAGACGACGUUCGAGCCUUUGGUGAAAUGGCUGAACGAUAUCCUGAAGGAGCACAUCAGCAAGGCGCAGGUGUCCGAGCGCCUGACCGACUCGCCCUGCGCCCUGGUCGCCAGUAUGUUCGGCUGGACGGGCAACAUGGAGCGGCUGGCGAUCUCGAACGCGCAUCAGAAGACCGACGAUCCACAGAAGAGUUACUACCUGAAUCAGAAGAAGACGCUGGAGAUUAACCCGAGGCAUCCGCUCAUCAGGGAGUUGCUGCGCAGAGUCGAGGUUGAGUCGUCCGACCAGACGGCCAAGGACAUGGCUCUGAUGAUGUUCCGCACGGCGACCCUGCGAUCGGGAUACAUGCUGCGCGAGACCGCCAGCUUCGCCGACAGCGUCGAACAGCUGAUGAGAAAGAGCUUGGGCAUCUCCGUUGACGAAGUGCCCGAGGAGGAGGAGUCGCACGAGGAGGAGACGGCGAGCAACGAUGCCGAGACGGAGAGGGUGUCGGACCUCGAUGCCGAGGAUGACAAGGACGAGGAACACGACGAGUUGUAAUGAUGCGGAGGCACGUGAGGCAACGAAAGACUUUAUUCUAGAGAGCGCUGUAGCUAUACCAUGAUGUAUAGUUACCCCGUGUUUUGCCAAGAUUGCCAAGUACACAGCAUCUGGAUUCUGGAUCAAUCUAUCAAUUCGGCCUGGAAUCGUGCAAAUUUCUAUAGAUGCCCAAUGUUGUUAAAUACGAGAAUCGAGACGUUCAAGACUUUUUCAAGACAUACCUCGGUGUUCUUUGUUUUUCUUUUCUUCUUUAUAUUUAACGCCAUUAAUCAUACAUGCGUUGUAUCGUGUUCCUCAUUGGUAUCGACGAAAUUGUAAAUUUAAGAGAGCUCUAUACAUAAUUUAUUCCCUAUAUAAUUAUGAAUUAAAUAUAAUUUACAUUUGAUCUUCCACAUCUUUUUUAGUAAUAUAUAAAAUUAUAAAGAAAGCACUGACUGAGUGUUAGUGACGUAAGGUAUGUUUGCGAUGUGUGUGAGUAUUUGUACAUGAAUUAUAUUAAACAAAUUAUAUUAAAAUGAUGUAUAUACAUAUA